UCCCGCAGCUCAUUUGCAUGCCGCCGUGCCGGGGUGCCCGGCAGACCUGCGGCGGAGAAGUUGAGUCAAAGCUGCCGCAAGUGUCCCGCGGAGCCGCCCCGCCCGCCGCCGCCGCCCCGCGCCCGCCGAGGCCCGGCGACCGCCGCGGCAGCGAGCGCCGGCGGCGCCCCCGGGGCUGUCUGACACCGGCCGCCAGCCCGGCGGUCUCUGCCGAGGCAGAAGAUGGCUGAGCGCCGCCUUCCCGCGGGAUGGAGGUAGCCGGUGUGCGGGCGGAGCCGGGCUGCGCUGCGCUUCCCCUCGGCGCGCUGUAAAUCCUGCCGCGCCGCUUGCGGGGCUGGCGCCUCGGGCUCGGCCGGCGCAGCCGCCCCUUUUGUGCCUUUUGCGGUUGGCUUCCCCGUCUUUCCUAUGGCUGGGAUAUACAGCUCUACUCUGAAGACCCUGGAGGAUUUAACUUUGGACUCUGGUUAUGGGGCAGGGGAUUCCUGCAGGUCCCUUAGUCUCUCUUCUUCCAAGUCCAACUCCCAAGCUUUUACCUCUUCUCAGCACAGAGGCAACUGGUGGUACUACUCGGGCUCCAUGAACAGUAGGAAUAACAGCUGGGAUACAGUGAACACUGUUCUGCCGGAAGACCCAGAAGUUGCAGAUAUAUUUUCCAAGUGUCCUAAGCUGCCGGAUCUAGAGGAAUACCCUUGGACUGAUGAAGACAUUGGAAAAAUACUCAGAAAAGGGAAGGGAGAUGGAAAUACCAGAACCUUUACUCAGGAAGCUGUCAGGCGGCUCUCUCAGUUACUGAGGCGUGCCUUGAUCCGGAUCUCCAGGGAAGCUCAGCGUCUCAGCGUGAUGCACUCCAAGUGUACCAGGUUUGAGGUUCAGAGUGCUAUCAAGCUCAUCCAGAGCUGGUCGUUGUCAGAAAGCUGUGUCUUGGCGACUGUCAAGGCGCUUUCUCUGUACAGCAUGAGUGCUGGAGAUGGGCUGAGGAAGGGUAAAUCAGCUAGAUGUGGCCUCACCUUUUCAGUGGGCAGGUUUUUCAGGUGGAUGGUGGACACUAGGAUCUCAGUUAGGAUCCAUGAAUAUGCAGCCAUCUCUUUAACUUCUUGCAUGGAAAACCUUGUAGAAGAGAUUAAAGCCAGGGUUUUGACAAGUCAGAGCCCUGAUGUUGGAGGAGGGGAGAUCUCAGCUGAAAUCCUGGAGAUGGUUAUCAACAAUGAUGCUGAACUUUGGGGAGUGUUGCAACCUUACGAACAUCUCAUUUGUGGGAAAAAUGCUAAUGGUGUGCUGUCUCUGCCUGCCUACUUUAGCCCAUACAAUGAAGGCUCAGCGUGCAGUGAUGGACGGGCUGAUGCAUAUGCCCAGCUGGAACUCCGAACUUUAGAGCAGUCUCUCCUGGCAACUUGUGUUGGAAGCAUCUCCGAACUGAGUGAUUUGGUAUCACGAGCAAUGCACCACAUGCAGUGCUUGAACACCCUCCGCCCAGGCAUGAGCCCAGUUCGGCAAACUCGGCAGCAGCAACCAAUCUCCUGGUCCCCUGACGCUCUCCACACCCUCUACUACUUCCUGCGCUGUCCACAGAUGGAGUCCAUGGAGAACCCCAACCUCGACCCUCCAAGAAUGACCCUGAAUAAUGAACGGCCCUUCAUGCUUCUGCCCCCACUGAUGGAGUGGAUGCGAGUGGCUAUCACCUAUGCUGAGCACCGGCGCAGUUUAACUGUGGACAGUGAUGAUAUCAGGCAGACAGCCAGACUGCUCUUACCGGGACUGGACUGCGAGCCACGGCAACUAAAGCCUGAAUGCUGCUUUAGUUCCUUCCGGAGGCUGGAUGCCAAGGCUGCUACUGAAAAAUUCCAGCAGGAUCUGGGUUUCCGAAUGUUAAAUUGUGGAAGGACAGAUCUGAUCAACCAAGCAAUAGAUGCACUGGGACCUGAUGGGGUUAAUACCAUGGAUGAUCAGGGCAUGACCCCACUAAUGUAUGCCUGCGCUGCCGGAGAUGAAGCCAUGGUCCAAAUGCUUAUAGACGCUGGAGCAAAUUUGGAUAUACUAGUUCCCAGCACCUCUCCACGGUAUCCUUCAGUCCAUCCUGACAGCCGGCACUGGACUGCUCUUACCCUUGCUGUAUUACACGGGCAUAUAUCUGUUGUUCAGCUGCUCUUGGAUGCUGGUGCCCAUGUUGAGGGCUCUGCUGUUAACAGUGGAGAAGACAAUUAUGCUGAGACCCCACUUCAACUGGCUUCAGCAGCAGGGAACUACGAGUUGGUCAGCUUAUUACUAAGCAGGGGUGCUGAUCCCCUCCUGAGUAUGUUGGAAGUCAAUGGUAUGUCUUCAUCACUUCAUGAAGAUAUGAACUGCUUUAGUCACUCAGCUGCACACGGACACAGGAAUGUUCUGCGCAAGCUCCUGACCCAGCCCCAGCAACUGAAGGGAGACGUCCUCUCGCUGGAGGAGAUUUUAGCUGAGGGAGUGGAGAGUGACACCUCCAGCCAGGGCAGCUCCAGUGAGGGGCAGGUCAGGCUGUGCAAAACGAGAAUGAAGGCUCUGCAGGAGGCCAUGUACUACAGUGCUGAGCACGGCUACGUGGACAUCACCAUGGAACUCAGGACCCUUGGAGUCCCAUGGAAGCUCCACGUGUGGAUCGAGUCACUACGGACAACCUUCUACCAGUCUCGCUACUCAGUUGUACAGACCCUCUUACGGGAAUUUGUCACCAUAAAGGAAGAGGACUAUAAUGAAGAGCUGGUUAAUGAAGGGUUGCAGCUCAUGUUUGAUAUCCUCAAAACCAGCAAAAAUGAUUCUAUCAAUCAGCAGCUUGCCUCUAUCUUCACCCACUGCUAUGGCAGCAGUCCUAUACCUAGCAUUCCUGAAAUCCGAAAGACGCUACCAGCUCGGCUAGAUCCUCACUUUCUAAACAAUAAAGAAAUGUCUGACGUAACUUUCUUAGUAGAAGGAAAGCUAUUUUAUGCACACAAAGUCCUGCUGGUUACGGCAUCUAACAGGUUUAAGACCCUAAUGACCAAUAAAACAGAACAAGACAGCCAAGGCAGCAAGACUGUUGAAAUUAGUGAUAUGAAAUACAAUAUUUUCAAGAUGCUGAUGCAGUAUUUAUAUUAUGGAGGAACAGAAUCUAUGGAAAUUCCCACCACUGAUAUCUUAGAGCUGCUGUCGGCUGCCAGCCUGUUCCAACUGGAUGGCCUCCAGAGACACUGUGAAAUCCUCUGUGCCCAGAUGAUCAGCAUGGAGAACUCCGUUAACAUCUAUAAAUAUGCAAAGAUUCACAACGCACCUGAACUAGCCUCUUUUUGUGAAGGCUUCUUCCUCAAACACAUGAGCUCUCUUCUGGAGCAGGACUCAUUCAAACAGCUGAUCUACAGCAGGAACAGCAAAGUGCAAGGCCUAGACCCGCUGCGGGACUUGCAGACGGCCCUGGCUGGCCGCCUGCAUUCUGUGUACGUCACCUCACGGGUGUGAGGCGGGAACGAGGCAGCGGCAGAAGCUCUGGUUCAAACUGCACUGGGCUGCGUGAUCAGGCAGAGCUGUGGCUUUCCUGUUCGCUUUCUGGAGUCAUCAGUUCUUGCUGCAAGUCCCCUACCGCAGAUGCCUCGCAGGCAGGGGCAUGGCGCCUCGUCCCACUGAAGCGGGGGAGCUGGCUUCUCUGUGCCACGCUGUGUCAGAGAAACACAGUCACAGCAUAAACAAGAACUAAGGAUGCAAAUGGAGAACCUGACCUGAAGAGAAGAUCAGUGCUGCCAUUUAAACAAGCACAAGGCAGGGCUAUAGGGCAGUGAGGCAGUUUACCUAGGCUUAACACCUAAUACGUAGUCUCAAGUGUUUGUCUACAUACCGUAACAACCAUCUAGUUCAUACACAUACAUGUUUACUUGUAAAAAACGCUGCACAGAAGGUGUUUUCUAAUCCUAUGGACCACUGCCCAUUCAACAAGUCACCUGUCUGAAUAGAGAGGCUGAUGUACACAAACUGCUUCACUAUAGUAAUAAACACCAGUGUCUGUGAAAAGACACUCUGGCAUAGCUUUCCCCUAAACUGUUUGCACCUUGAGGGAGAGAUUCUGUAGGUGUCCAAGGCUAAGUAGAAACUAAUACUAAUUCUGAAAUUACUCACUCUGCACCUAAUUUGGAGAACUUAGCUGGGGCAGGGAGGGGAGAAUUGUUUGGGGGGGGGGGGGGGGGUUGUAUUUUUUAAUGUAAUUUCACUGUGCUAGUUGUUAAUCUGGAUCCAGUUUGCAAAAAAGGCUAUCUACCCUUUCACUAUAAAGGUUUGAUAGUCCAAAUCAUUUUCAUUAUCAAAACCUGCUUGUGAAUGUCAUCUGUGAGACCUGACACGAUAAAAGACAUUUUCUAAACACUCAGGUGUGGUAGGAACUAGUGCUAUGCUGAAGAAACUGUCCCAAUAGCAUAAAUAGCAAUAAACUCUCCCUAAAACCAUGGGGAACAGACAGCUUGAUGCUUUGUUCUCUCUCUCUCGAGCUAGUUGGGAUCAGAAAUUCUGACCUCUAUUUCCAGCUCUAGUCCUCUGCUUCCACAUCCCCAUCCGUGGAAUGAUACUGUUUCCACAGAUACGCUACCUCAGGGGGAAUGGCGCAUAGUGCACAGCUAACCCUAUUCCAGAGGUAAGCUGCAAGCACUUGCAUUCAGGUUGAGGCAUUGCAUUUAAGAUUGAUAUCUUUCCUUUCCUCACAGUGGACAGAUAUUUCUGUUCAAAAAUGACUCAUUUAGGCCUUUUUCUAGCUGACUUAAGAGACUUAGGAGAUUAAAUAUACAGUUUUGUGUCAACCUGAGGAAGGCAGUUAGUUGCACAGAAACACACACCUUGCUCUCACCAAUAGCUUAAAAGACUUCUGAAAACUCCCACUGGUCUUUGUUAGCACAUACCAAGCAUAUUUGCUAAGAUGCUUUUUAUUGGUUACGGGUGGGUGAAGGAGAAGAGGAGAGAGAGUUUCCAAAGUAGAACUACUGCUUCUUGGAAAUUUAAAUGUUAAUAUUGUAACUAAGUACAUCAAAAGAAGGAGUCUCAGCUGGGCCCAAGUUCCAAUAUAAGGCACAGACAUGGUUUGGGUAGAUGAAGGGAAGGAGAGCAAACUACAGCAUCUCCCAACAGAUCUGUCAAAAUCUGACAUCCCCUCAUCCCUAAAGGAUUUUGCAUCAUAGGCAAAUUGCAUGCAAGGAGAAGAAUUAGUCUAGGAUCAGUAAUGACAGACAAAGAAAUUGGUCAGAGCACGCUCCAGUUUGUGUUUUAGCUACACAUACACUUUUCAAGAUCACCAGCUUCAAUAACCCUAUUUAUUAUCAGAAAGCCAUUAGAGGUGUUUCAAGAUGAUCACUGGUCUGCCUGAAAAAUAGCACAAAAGGCUUUAUCUUGGAAAAUAUUUUCAAGUAGCUGCUCCAGCUGUCUGUACAAAAAUAUAGGUUCUCUUUUGCUGCUGUAAUAUUAUAUGCUUUGUUAUUUGUACAUUAAUGUUGUCAUUUAUGUAAAUGUACCAGGAUUUUAUUAACAACAAUUUUAAAAUACACAGCUGCUGUAUUUAUUCUGCCAUUCUAACAAGAAAAAUGGUAUUUCAACACACUUCUAUGGAAAAGGCAGUUGCAGUGUUAGCAUCUUAAAUUUUUUUUUUAGAUAAAUGUAACUAAUUCUAUGCUUUAAAACAAGGCAUAAAGAGUCAUUUAUUUCCCUUUCCUAGGCUUGAAUAUUUUUUUGAAGUAGUAUGUUUAAGUAACAUUUCCCCUAGCUUAAAUACUUGCCUUGGAUAGAAAAGCAGCAGACAUCAUCAGAGAAAAGUUGUAAUCCUAGGUAACCUACCUACUUAGCAGAAGAUGCAGUAAGCAUAAGACAACUGUUAACUUGCAGGUAUUCAGUCAGUCCUCAGAACUUAAACAUCUGAUUAACUCUCAAAUGCUAAUGAAGAAAACACGUCAAAAAAAGCAGACCGCUUCCUUUCUGCAUCACCUUAAAAACAAAAAGGCUAAAAUGGCUCUGGCUGGUCCACUGCUUGUCUGGUGCCUCGCUCUAGCAGCGGCAAUAUUUGUUUCAGAGUAAAGCGCAUUCAAGAGCGCUCUAACAGCCACACGGAGUCAGGCAGGCAACAGCCCUUUCUAAUGCUGUCCGUGAGUCUGGCCCACCUCACACACAACUUUCCCCAAAGCCAGUGGUUACAGCAGCAGCCAAAGCUGCAUCAGUUUCAACCCCAUUCUUAUUUAAUAAAGCUAGUGACUAAUGGCAAGACAUGGGAAACCUGGAUAGAAAACUGCCAGUCAUUUAUGGCCCCUUUCUUGUUCCCACGUUUAUUAGAGUAGCACACUCGGGCUGUAAAGAGCAAGGGCAUUUAUUUUUCUAUGAGGUAAGAGAUACAGAGGUUUAUUUCCAUUGACAGAGCAAGGAUUUGAACCAAAAGUAUCUAAAUCUUUUCUGAAUUUACCCCAUAAAUCUUGCAGCUCCCUACAGUGUUUGGGCAUACUGGCUGAGCUGUAACUUUGGAUUUGGUCUGCAUCUAUGAGAGGACUCAAAUACUUAAUUUCUUAGGCUGUUGCACACACUUCAGCAGAGGAAACCACUAAUGCAGCCAAUACCCGUAUUGGGCUGCUGAGAAUCUGUUCUUGAUUGUUUCUUCCCUUGAAUUCCUCCCCCCUCCCCAUCUAAACAAAGUGAACUGUACGGCAUAGCUCUGAGGUGUAGCAAGACUUGAAAUCCAGUUCUAUAAUAAAUUAGUUUCGCAAGCA
This is a messenger RNA of Dromaius novaehollandiae (emu), 6722 nucleotides long. It is a transcript of the gene ABTB2, whose product is annotated as ankyrin repeat and BTB domain containing 2. The transcript is spliced from 17 exons. NCBI's taxonomy places the organism in Eukaryota, Metazoa, Chordata, Aves, Casuariiformes, Dromaiidae. Bases 406 to 3459 code for a protein of 1017 amino acids. Gene Ontology annotation, molecular function: protein heterodimerization activity. The record is from RefSeq and is a predicted model, not a curated record.